GGUAACAGUUCCUGCGCGCUACCUAGCUAUUUUCUCCAACUUCUCAUUACAUCGCGUCUUCAAUAGGCACUCACACCUUACACCUUCCACCCUUCAUCAAAACAUCCACCACCCAACACCCCCAUCCAUACAGAUUUGAACCACACCAUCUUUCAUCUGUAUUACCUCAAGGAGUAGUACACCCUUGUGAGCCAUCUAGUCGGGUAAGGAAAAGACAGAAAUUAAACCAAAUUUUCUGUAUCUCAUCCUUUCGAGCCCAGCCAUUGGUCGAAGCAACAACCAGGAAAAAAAACAGACGCUGUGCCAUACUGCCCUUGUUGUAGUUCUACUUCCUUACGGGUCCCUAUAAGCCGCAUCGAAUAUUCUUCACGGAGCUUCACUGGUUCACCUCAUUUGCCGGUUUCGAUCAAUUAAACGCAACGUUUAAUUCGCCCUUACUUAGCCCAUAGAAUCCUUGUGCGCAGUCACCUAGGAGUCCAUUUCGUCUCCAGCCUGCAGGUUAGAGCAUUAAGCAGCAGCAGCAGCCUCCUGAUUCUACUUAUCACCUUAAUACUUCAUUCACAAUAGAUACAAUGGCGGACGACUCUUAUCGACCACAAAGAGAGAGAUCUCGUUCACCUCGCCGACAACGCUCUCGCAGUCCAGGACGCACCCAACGUCGUCGUUCAUAUUCUCCUCGCAGUCGCUCACGCAGCCGUGACGAACAUCGCAGAAACGAUCGCAGAUCUCGAUCCCCAAUGUCGGGUGCUGCAGGUGUAGGUGGUUCUGGGGGAUCAGCUUACGGUGGACAACCACAUAGGACUUACGAAGAGAGAGCUGCGGCUAGAGAGCAAAUGAUGAGCACUCUACGUGAAUCAUCGCAACAAGACCGUCGUGUCUACGUCGGCAACUUAUCAUACGAUGUUAAGUGGCAUCAUCUUAAAGACUUUAUGAGAUCUGCUGGAGAGGUCCUCUUUGCUGAUGUGUUAUUGCUUCCAAAUGGAAUGUCGAAGGGAUGCGGCAUUGUAGAAUAUGCUACGAGGGAGCAAGCUCAACAGGCAGUCAACACUCUGUCCAACCAGAACCUUAUGGGAAGACUCGUUUACGUUAGAGAGGAUCGUGAGGCCGAACCCCGAUUCACUGGUACUCCAUCUGGAGGCCGUGGCGGUUACGAAGGCGGCGGUCCACCAGGAGGUCGUGGUGGUUUCCAAGGUGGUUUUGGAGGUGGCAUGGCCCCUGGAGGUGGAGCUGGAGGUGGAGGACGUCAAAUUUACGUCUCCAACCUUCCCUACACCGUUGGAUGGCAAGAUCUGAAAGAUCUAUUCCGCGGCGCUGCCCGAAAUGGUGCCGUCGUUCGCGCCGAUGUUCAUGUUGGACCUGAUGGGCGUCCAAAGGGCUCUGGUAUUGUUGCUUUCGAAUCUCCUGAUGACGCUCGCAACGCCAUUCAGCAGUUCAAUGGUUAUGAUUGGCAAGGCCGCCCUCUUGAGGUCCGUGAAGACCGUUUCGCAGGUGCUCAAGGAUUUGGUGGUGCUCGUGGAGGAUUUGGCGGUCGUGGAGGCUUUGGUGGCGGAUUUGGAGGUCGUGGAGGCUUCGGGGGUGGCCGUGGCGGAUUCGGCGGCGGAUUUGGCGGAGGUCGUGGUGGAUUUGGUGGAGGUUACGCCGGAGGUCCCGGUGGAUUCGACGGUGGUGCUGGAGCUCCCGCAGCUGCACCCAACCCUUUCACCGACCAUGCUACCGCUGGAACUGAGAGAAGUGAGAUUAUCUAUGUUCGCAACCUCCCAUGGUCCACUAGCAACGAGGAUCUUGUUGAACUGUUCACCACCAUUGGCAAGGUCGAGCAGGCUGAGAUCCAAUAUGAGCCUAAUGGCCGAUCCCGUGGUACUGGUGUUGUUAGAUUUGACUCGGCCGAGAAUGCAGAUACCGCCAUUGAAAAAUUCUCCGGCUAUCAAUACGGAGGCCGUCCUCUCGGCUUGAGCUUUGUCAAAUACCAAAUCCCUGGUGGUGCCGGUGAUGCUAUGGAAACAGAAGUCACUCACCUCACACAAGAUCAAAUCAUGUGAGCUCGGAUCUACGCACACAAACUGGUCUCACACCUUACGACACAUUUCGCCCAUGUUACAACACGCUUUUCUUUUACCAAACUCGAUUUCCUUAUGUGUACUCAAAGAUCAAACAUCCAAAAAGUCAUCGGAGGCUGAGAAUUCUCUCUGUAUGGAUGAAUCUUUUCAUUCAUCUAUCGUGGAAUUGCUCUACUAUUUCGUUGCGAGUCUGGAGGUGGAUAUUCAUGCGCAUUGCUUUCUAUGUUUUCUUUCAUUCAAAAGUCUUUUCACAGGAUGGAUCUAAUAGCAAGUACAAUGUCAUUAGACGCCUGAUACUCAUAGCAAUACAAGUCUAUUUUUGAGAUAGCCCUCUUUUCAUGAAUGAGUAAGCGUGAAUGCAAUAAAGUAACGUCAUAAAGUGUAUGCCAGCCAAGCAAUGUCAAAAGGACAAGAUUGUCACCUUGCUGGUCUUGAUAAACAAUCACAAAUACUCGGGAAUAGAACAAUCACAUGAGUCCUUCAAAUUCAUACUUGAAGA
This is a messenger RNA of Botrytis cinerea B05.10, 2556 nucleotides long. RefSeq lists its product as hypothetical. The coding region runs from base 573 to 2039 and encodes 488 amino acids. Gene Ontology annotation, molecular function: mRNA binding. The record is from RefSeq and is a predicted model, not a curated record. Gene Ontology annotation, cellular component: nucleus; cytoplasm. The transcript is spliced from 11 exons. Lineage: Eukaryota; Fungi; Ascomycota; Leotiomycetes; Helotiales; Sclerotiniaceae.